Ceratina calcarata is the source of this 1919-nucleotide messenger RNA. Its product is annotated as dynein regulatory complex protein 9. Lineage: Eukaryota; Metazoa; Arthropoda; Insecta; Hymenoptera; Apidae. Bases 530 to 1549 code for a protein of 339 amino acids. The transcript has 7 exons. Gene Ontology annotation, molecular function: protein binding. Gene Ontology annotation, biological process: cilium organization. Gene Ontology annotation, cellular component: motile cilium; cytoplasm. The record is from RefSeq and is a predicted model, not a curated record.
UCCAAUGCUUAUUAUAUUACUUCGCAGAAAGUUCCAAGGAUCUCUCGAUAUUGUCGAUCGAUCGAUCCGUUUUCAAUUAAUGGUCACGGUCAAGUUAAUGAAACGUUGGACGAAUUAAUUCGGAACGAGGAAAAAAUUGACAGAUCGAUACGAGAGUAAUUACGAAUGGGAAGACGUUUGUUUCUAAUGGCAACGUGCGCCGAUAGAUCAAACCGUAUCACGUGUUUCAAUACAGCCAGGGCCGCUUUUACUUUAGAGGAGACGUUCAGUUGCUCUCUGAAGACGGUAACAUGAUUAGUUUCGCAGCCACGUGCCCGAGCAUGAAUUCACUAGUUUUUCCAAUAGAACGAGGACAACAUCUCCGGUUUUAAUUUAGGUUUAAAAGGUCGCCCAUAGAAACUCGUGUGAAUUUCUUCUCGUUCAAUGAAACGAAAUACGUUGAAUCGCGAAUUGAAUAUCAACCGUAUGAGAUUGAAUGUGUCAAAGAGGAGGCAAGAAGAGCUGACGAGGUGAAAAACGUGGAUACUCAAUGGCGGUACCAGCGAAUUCUUUACGUUUUUCUAUCAACGAGAGGCCGACGAUCUUGGCAAAGCUAGAGGAGUUCACCAACGUGUUGGCUAUUUACCACGGUACAUUGGAGGAGUCUGUCCCAUCCCACGACGACCUCCUCGACUGUCUCACCCUCGACACUGAUGAUUUUCAAACGGUCGACGACGGAGAGAUUAAAGAGGCCAGGGAACGCGUCGUCAGAAGAAGAAUAUAUGAGAACAGUUUGUACAUGAUGAACGUCAUGGAAGAAUUGAAAGCGGAGAUCAGCGAAGAGGGAACGUUCACGAUUUUGUCUACAGAGAUUGACAAAAUAACGACACGCGAAGAAGAGAUGGGAGUUCUACUGUCAGAGCAGGAGACGCUGAGGAACGCAGUUGCAGAAUUGCAGAAUGCGGUCGCAGGAGAGAAGUCGACGAACGAGGGGGAGAGGAAACGGAUGCUGAACGAGCUCGCAGAGGCACAGCGUAACGUGGAAAAAUUGAAAUUAAUCGCGGACGCGGAACUGGAGUACGUAACCGAGUGGGAAAAAACGAGGUACGAGCAGAGCUCUUUGCGUCGCGACAUGGAGAUUGAAAAAUUCGAGAAGAUAUUAAACGAGCGACGCACGCGAGAAAAAAAUCAGCUGACUGUUCACGGCGAGCUAACGAAAUUCCUGAUCCUGGAUACCGCGGCUAUAGAAGAGAGGACCAGGGAAUGGGAGGAGCGGUACGUCGGCGAGAAGGAAGCGUACAAGAAAGAGAUCCUGCGGCUACGUAUCGAGAUAGAAACGGUGCAGAAAAAGUUGGACGAACUCGAACAAGAGUACCGUUGUAAUCAGGAGUUCAUAGACGCGUAUCUGGCGGAGAAGGAAGCGGUUGAGAGGGCGAGGGAGCGGAGAGAGCGCAUGGAAAAAAGCGCAAUCAAGAUUCAGGCUUGGUGGCGAGGCGUGAUGGUGCGCCGGAAGUUGGGGCCGUAUCGACCGGCCGAGAAAAAGAAGAAGCGUCCCAAGACCAAGAAAUGACUCUUCAACUAAACGAUCGUUUACUCUUUACUCGCGAAAUUUCAUUCGAUCCACGUGUGCUUUUCCUCGAGAGCGAUCUUUUCCUAUCGCAGUCUGAGAAUAACUCGAGGGCUCGAUUAAUGCAAUUGUAUCUGGAAAAUGCGACUUAGAAAUAGAUGCUGACAUUUCUGUCUAUCUCUGUUCUCUCCUCCGUAUUUGAAUUAAAAUAGAAGACCAGGAGGAAUCUCGUAUUACGAUUGUAUUUUUUUUUAAUCGAAAGCCGAACACUGCACGUCGGGUGAAAAUGACGUCGCAAUUUUAUAAUUUAAAAGGAGCAAUUUGCGAGUAAUUCGAACGCGAUCGACUAUGAAAUUAAAACAGAGUGUAUCGG